This is a messenger RNA of Malassezia japonica, 1611 nucleotides long. RefSeq names its product tRNA pseudouridine(13) synthase (gene PUS7). Gene Ontology annotation, molecular function: pseudouridine synthase activity; RNA binding. The transcript has 2 exons. Gene Ontology annotation, cellular component: nucleus. NCBI's taxonomy places the organism in Eukaryota, Fungi, Basidiomycota, Malasseziomycetes, Malasseziales, Malasseziaceae. Gene Ontology annotation, biological process: pseudouridine synthesis. The record is from RefSeq and is a predicted model, not a curated record. The coding region runs from base 1 to 1611 and encodes 536 amino acids.
AUGAGUCAAUUUGCGCACGGAGACUGGCCCCCAGUGCAUGGCAUUAUCAAACAGCGCUAUUCCGACUUUUUGGUCCACGAAAUUGGGGUCGAUGGCCAGGUAGUCCAGAUAACGUCGCUUACCCCGCCUGAGCCGCCCAAGAAGGCUGAAGAGAAGCCGGCGGAGAAGGAGGGGGAGCAUGACUGGAGCCAGCUGCAGCCAUGGUUCGCCGAUCAUCUCGAAGCCCUCCAGGCCAUGGCCGCGGGCCAGCACCAAGAGCCACUCACCAGCACGCCGCUGCCUGAUAAGGCAGACCGUACGCGUGUCCACCAGCUUAUCCGCACGCUCGGCCAGGGUGCUCUUGCGUCUGAGGCCGCGGAUAUCGACGGCGUCGCGGCAAUCCGCGUCAAGCCCAUGCCGGCCGCUGGGCGGGGGCGCAGCCAGCACGAUCCCACCUCGGAAGCCCACAGCGCGCCGCCGUACAUCCACUUUACCUUACAAAAGACGAACCGCGAUAGCCAGGAAGCACUCCAGUGGCUGGCACGUUUCCUGCACCUGGAUCGGCACCGCGGUGCGAACCAGUUGAGCGUCGCGGGAACGAAGGAUAAGCGCGCAGUGACGGUCCAGCGUGUCGCCUUGCAGCGUGGCAAAAAGACGCUCGAGGAGGUGUGGCGCAUGGUGAACCACAUCGGCCAACCCGUGUCGAGUACGCCCGGCACCAAGGCGCGUCGUACGGUCGAGAUGGCGAUCACGACGCGCGCCGAGCGUGGCCUGCGUAUUGCGCACCUUGGCUACGAGAAGUAUGCAUUCCAGCUCGGUAUGCUUUCCGGCAAUCAAUUUACCAUUACGCUGCGGAACAUUGCCUGGGCGGGCUCUGUGCCGGAUGCAUCGCGCGCGGCGCUCUGUGUCGCACUCGAGGAGCGUGUAAAGGCGAUCCAGGCCGGAGGAUUUAUCAACUACUUUGGUAUGCAGCGUUUUGGCACUGGUGCUGUGUCGACGCAUGCCAUCGGCAUUGCCGUGUUGCGUGGCGACUUUUCCGAAGCGCUUCGGUUGAUUCUCGCUCCGAACGACCGCGACUCGUUGGACGACCGUGACGAGAGCACUGCGCCGCCACAUGUCAUUGCGACGCGCGCCGCAAAGAAGGCGUACGUCGCGGGCGACUACGAAGAAGCCUACCGCCUCUUCCCCAAGACCUGUGUCGCAGAGCGCGCUGUGCUCGACAAGAUGCGUAAGCAGUACUGGCACGAGAGUGAUGCACUCGGCGCGUUCCAGAAUAUACCCCGUUCGCUGCGUCUGAUGUACGUGCACGCCUACCAAUCCUAUCUUUGGAAUGCGCUCGUGUCGGAGCGGGUGCGCCGCUUUGGUGCGCUGCAGGCCGUGCCCGGCGACCUGGCCACGAAAGAAACCUCGCUGGAUGCCAAUACCAAGUGCACGACGCUCGGUGAGGAUGCCGCAUCGCACAAUAUCGAGGAUGUGGUGAUGCCGAUGCCCGGCAGCGAUGUGCACCUCCCCGAGUCCGGCUGGUUGGCAGAGAUGUACAAAGAGAUGCUUGCCAAGGACGGCCUCACGCCGCUGUCGCUCGCCACGGCCCGGCAGCCCGAGUACCGCCUCAAAGGAUCGUACCGGCUGUGA